Messenger RNA from Gekko japonicus, 885 nucleotides. RefSeq names its product family with sequence similarity 92 member B (gene CIBAR2). The record is from RefSeq and is a predicted model, not a curated record. Gene Ontology annotation, biological process: cilium assembly. The coding region runs from base 1 to 885 and encodes 294 amino acids. Lineage: Eukaryota; Metazoa; Chordata; Lepidosauria; Squamata; Gekkonidae. Gene Ontology annotation, cellular component: ciliary basal body; ciliary transition zone. The transcript is spliced from 9 exons.
AUGAAUCUCAUCCUUUCCAGGGACAACCAAGUGAAGGUGAUGGAGACCGUGGUCACCAACGCGGAGACGUACUUCGGCAAGUUCUGCACUCUGAUGGCCUCGUACACCCGCAAGACGGCCAAGUUGCGGGACAAGUCCGACCUGCUGGUCAAGCAGCUGAUGGACUACGCCAACACGGAGAACCCCGAACUCCGGACUUCCGUGAAGAACUUCGCAGAGGAACUGGCCAAAGUGCAGGACUACAGGCAAGCGGAGGUGGAGAGACUGGAAACUAAAGUCAUUCAACCUCUGAAGAUGUACGGUGCUCUCAUCAAGCAAACCAGGGCCGAGAUCAAAAAGUUCAACAAAGCCCGAAGCAACGAGAUACGACAACUGGAGAAGCUGGAGAAGCUCCGGCAGAAGUCGCCGUCUGACCGACACAUCAUCUCACAGGCAGAGUCCAACGUACACAAGGCCUCCGUCGAUGCCAGCAGAACCACCCAGCAGCUGGAAGAGACCAUUGAUGAGUUUCAGAAGCAGAAACUGAAAGACAUACAGAGGAUCUUUUUGGAUUUCGUCACCAUCGAGAUGGUCUUCCACGCGAAAGCUCUCGAGGUUUAUUCCAACGCAUUCCAAAAUCUUGAAAGCUAUGAUCUUGAGAAAGACCUGGAGGAUUUCAGAGCAAAAACCCACAUCAGUUCUGGAACCCUCAAUGAGGCACGGCCAGUCCCUGCCACCAACCCAUCCUCCAGUCUCCCGUGGUCCACGAGCAUCCAGAGUGUUCAAAGCACGCUUCAGAAGCUGACACUGCUGGAGAGCGAUGAGGAAUCCGAAGAGAACCAGUUGGAGGAUUUCAGAGACCACGAAUACGCCCAGAUCCAGCGGGGAGCCAACAGAACCAGAUGA